CAGCUCGUGCCAUUCCCCCAAGCAAGCAAUCUUGCAAUGGCGGCGUCCUUCACCUCGCGUUGCGCAAUGCUGGCGCUACUAGCCCUUUUCCUCUCCGGCGCCGACGGGCAGCUGAGCCCGACGUUCUACGCGUCGACAUGCCCGAACCUGGCGACCAUCGUGCGCAGCGCCAUGAACACUGCCGUCGCCAACGAGAGACGGAUGGGCGCCUCCCUGCUCAGGCUCCACUUCCACGACUGCUUCGUUGAGGGCUGCGACGGAUCGGUCCUCCUGGACAACGUGCCUGCUACUCCGACUACUCCGGCUUUCUUCGGCGAGAAGAACGCCUUCGGGAACAUCAACUCCGUCCGCGGCUUCGAGGUCAUCGACACGAUCAAGAGCAACGUGGAGCAAGCCUGCCCCGGCGUCGUCUCCUGCGCCGACAUCCUCACCCUCGCCGCACGGGACGGCACCGUUCUGCUCGGCGGGCCGACCUGGGAGGUUAACCUCGGCCGGCGCGACUCGAUGACGGCGAGCAUGGACCUGGCGAACAGGGACCUCCCGCCACCGUUCGCCAACCUCGUCAAUCCCGACGGUAGCGGCCUGAUCGCAAGGUUUGCCAACAAAGGCCUGAACGCGACCAUGAUGACCGUGCUCUCUGGCGCGCACAGCAUCGGCUUCGCGCAGUGCAAGAACUACCGGGACCGCCUCUACAACGAGCCCAACAUCGAUUUCCAGUUCGCCCAGCAGCUCCAGGCCAACUGCCCCGCCACGGGGCCCGCCGGCGACACCUUCCUGGCCCCGUUCGACGUGCAGACGGCCAACGCCUUCGACAACAAGUACUACGACAACCUCGUCUCCCGGCGCGGCCUCAUCCACUCCGACCAGGUGCUGUACAGCCCCGGCGGCACGCUGGCGUCGGUUGUGAACCAGUACAGGUCGAACAACGCCCUCUUCUUGUCGGAUUUCGUUGUCGCGAUGAAGAAGAUGGGCGACCUCAGCCCGACCGCCGGAUCCGCCAGCCAGAUCAGGACCAACUGUAGGUUCGUCAACCCUUGAUCAUGCAUCGACGGUCUCGUAUGAUAUUAUAUGAAUUACUCUACAUUAUAACUAAAAAAAGUUAAUAAACUCGACCUGGUGACAUGACAGACAGACUGAUCUUUUACCUUUGUAAACUGUAACUACUAUACUGUACAACUUCCGUCUAAUGCUCUACUGGUGUCAACUACCUACUGGCUACUGCUUAAACUAUAUAUUAAUCAUUUCAAAUGAUCAUUGAGCUCCAAUACAUGUAUGUUUGUAAACAAUGCUAUUAUCAGUGACAACAGGAAGGUCCUCGUGCCAUUGUUGCAUAUUUAUUGUAACUUCCUUAACUGUUUCCUG
Messenger RNA from Hordeum vulgare subsp. vulgare (domesticated barley), 1362 nucleotides. RefSeq names its product cationic peroxidase 1-like. The transcript is spliced from 3 exons. The coding region runs from base 37 to 1038 and encodes 333 amino acids. Lineage: Eukaryota; Viridiplantae; Streptophyta; Magnoliopsida; Poales; Poaceae. Gene Ontology annotation, biological process: hydrogen peroxide catabolic process; response to oxidative stress. The record is from RefSeq and is a predicted model, not a curated record. Gene Ontology annotation, molecular function: heme binding; peroxidase activity.